AUGGAGCAGAUCACUGAAAAGGUCUUCAAGUACAAGGACUACAACUUCCCCCUGGGGUUUGUGACCCCGGAGUACAUCGAUUCACUCCAGACCUUCGAGACCCGGGACAGCGAUGUGUUCCUUGUCACCUACCCGAAGUCUGGUACGAUAUGGACUCAGCAGAUCAUCAUCUCCAUCUGCGAACUGGACGGCGGUCUGAACGAGUAUGCCAACAAUUACCAGCAGAUGGUGUGGCUGGAGUAUAAGAUGAAAGAGGAGGAUUUCUCCCUCCGACCUUCACCUCGCCUCUUCACCUCCCACCUUCCACCUCGCCUCAUGCCUCCAGGCCUGAAGGACAAGAAAACCAAGAUCAUUUAUGUGAUGCGAAACCCAAAGGACGUCGUGGUGUCAUAUUUCCACUUCGGCCAGUCCUUCACACCACUGGACACCCCCAAGAGCUUUGGGGCCUUUCUGGAGCAGUAUUUGGCAGGAAAUGUUGGAGCAUCGUCAUGGUUCGACCACAUCAGAGCCUGGUACUUGAACAGAGACCAGUACAACAUCCUCUUCCUCACCUAUGAGGACAUGAUUCUGGACCUGAAGGGGGCGGUCACUAAGAUCUGCAGGUUCUUGGGGAAGAACCUCAGUGACGAAGGCAUCGAUCAAGUCGUAGAAAAAGCUACGUUCAAGAACAUGAAGAAAGACUCCAAGGCCAAUUAUGAGUUUUUAAGAAGGGACUGGUUCAGCGGUGACUUCAUGCGUAAAGGUCAGAUCGGUGACUGGAAGAACAUGCUCACUGUGGCUCAGAGUGAACGAGUCGAUCGGAUGCUUCAGGAGAAACUUGGAGACACUGGUCUGAAGUUCAUCUGGGAAUAAGAACAGCAGCAGCUGAAGACGUGGCCUCGACUCCACUGAUUCUUUCCUUUAUUCAUCAUGUUUUCUCUCCAAUCCAACACCUCUCACUCUGAGUUCCAGUGUUCGUUACUGAUUAGAUGCAGAUUGGACACGUUGGUAAAGAUUAAACCCUCAUUUCCAACUUUUGUAUUUUCUGACGUCUUUGUA
Sphaeramia orbicularis (orbiculate cardinalfish) is the source of this 1038-nucleotide messenger RNA. RefSeq names its product amine sulfotransferase-like. NCBI's taxonomy places the organism in Eukaryota, Metazoa, Chordata, Actinopteri, Kurtiformes, Apogonidae. The coding region runs from base 1 to 852 and encodes 283 amino acids. The transcript has 6 exons. Gene Ontology annotation, molecular function: sulfotransferase activity. The record is from RefSeq and is a predicted model, not a curated record.